Molecule: messenger RNA, 3823 nt
Organism: Lagopus leucura (white-tailed ptarmigan)
Lineage: Eukaryota; Metazoa; Chordata; Aves; Galliformes; Phasianidae
Gene: TGFBR2
Product: transforming growth factor beta receptor 2
Exons: 5
Coding region: 1-1338 (445 amino acids)
Biological process (GO): heart development; cellular response to growth factor stimulus; protein phosphorylation
Cellular component (GO): plasma membrane; signaling receptor complex
Molecular function (GO): activin binding; activin receptor activity; transforming growth factor beta receptor activity
Source: RefSeq, a predicted model, not a curated record
AUGCCUAAUUGUGCCUGCAGGAUUCAAACAGCUGUGCAAGUGCAGGUGUUGGAAUCUGUUGUAGCAGUACUCUUUCUCAUAUAUCAAAAUGAUCCCCAUAAGCCAGAGGAGAAAGAUGAAAUUUCCAAAGUCACAAUCAUAAGUCUUGUCCCCUUAUUGGUGAUUUCUGUUGCUGUGAUUGUUAUCUUUUACGCCUACCGCACUCAUAAGAAGAGGAAGCUCAACAAGGCCUGGGAGAAGAAUGUUAAGCCCAGGAAACAUAAAGACUGCAGUGAUGUUUGUGCCAUUAUGUUGGAUGAUGAUCACUCAGACAUCAGCUCUACCUGUGCCAACAACAUCAACCACAACACAGAAUUGCUGCCCAUUGAGCUGGACAUUGUUGUUGGCAAAGGAAGAUUUGCUGAAGUGUAUAAAGCCAAAUUGAAGCAAAACACAUCUGAGCAGUACGAAACUGUGGCAGUAAAGAUCUUCCCCUAUGAAGAAUAUGCCUCCUGGAAAACCGAGAAAGACAUUUUUUCGGAUGUAAACCUUAAGCAUGAGAACAUCCUCCAAUUCUUGACCGCAGAGGAGCGUAAGACAGAUCUUGGUAAACAGUAUUGGUUGAUCACUGCCUUCCAUGCUAGAGGAAACUUGCAGGAGUACCUCACACGGCACAUUAUCAGCUGGGAAGACCUCUGGAAACUGGGAGGAUCCUUGGCCCGAGGGAUUGCCCAUCUGCACAGUGAUCACACACCCUGUGGUCGCCCUAAAACCCCUAUUGUGCACAGAGACCUAAAGAGUUCCAACAUCCUGGUGAAAAAUGAUUUAACUUGCUGUCUCUGUGACUUUGGGUUAUCUCUGAGGCUGGACCCUUCUCUCUCUGUGGAUGACUUGGCCAACAGCGGUCAGGUUGGCACAGCAAGGUACAUGGCCCCUGAGGUCCUGGAGUCCAGGAUGAACCUUGAGAACAUGGAGUCCUUUAAACAAACAGAUGUGUACUCCAUGGCUUUGGUCCUUUGGGAAAUGACAUCUCGCUGCAAUGGUGUUGGAGAAGUGAAAGAGUAUGAGCCCCCCUUUGGUUCUAAAGUGCGAGAACAUCCCUGCGUGGAAAGCAUGAAGGACAAUGUCCUAAGAGACAGAGGGCGACCUGAGAUCCCCAGCUCCUGGCUCAACCAUCAGGGCAUCCAGAUGGUGUGUGAGACCCUUAUUGAGUGCUGGGACCACGACCCCGAGGCUCGGCUCACGGCGCAGUGCGUGGCGGAGCGCUUCAGUGAGUUCAAGCACCACGACAAGCUCUCAGGGAGAAGCUGUUCAGAGGAGAAGAUCCCCGAGGACGGCUCCGUGACCACCGCCAAGUAGCAUGCACCCAAGAGCUCCGAAAUGGAGGGAGGUUACUCCUAAGCACGUUACCUUGGCAGAGGAAGAAGUCACGAUCGGUGCCUUGACUUGCUUCCUGGAGGACUGAGGCUGUCACUACUCCCUUUGAGCUGUGGCUCUGGGCAGGGAGAUGUAUGCAUGGGAGUUAAAAGCCAGGGAGCGGGUGUUGUACUCCAGCAUUGGCAGCCGGCGUCAUGUCAUAGGAGGAGCUAAGUCUGUUAGCACUUCCUCAGGAAAUGAGAUUUGAGAAUAGCCAAUAACAUUAUGCACUUUAAUAAUGCCUGUAUAUAACUAUGAAAUUGCUAUUUUUAUAUAUAUAUACAUAUAUAUUAAAAAUGUCUGUGUAUGUAUAUAUCUAUCUAUAUAUCUGUAAACAGCCAUGAUCUGAAGAAUAGAGUUUAAAAAAUGCUCGCAGGAAAUUACCUGUGCAUUAGAGAUCCCUCCCCCAUUGGGAAAGCACCCGGGGAGACUGGUGUAUCAGGACACUAGCGAUUGUGCACUAAGCACUCUGCCAAAAAGAUAGGAACAAGGAGCAAUAAGAAGAUGGCUUUGAAGCAUGUGCUGCACACACCCAGCUGUGGCCCAGGAGACGACAGUUGCAGCAGCAGUCUCACAGCAAGGAGACAGAUCUGGCUUUGCAGUUGUAACUACACGCUCCUGCCUGGAGUGUUUUUGGGAAGAUUCGGGGAUGUCUUUGCCCUCUUGCCUUAACCCCAAGGUCCUCACAGCCUCCCAUAGCGGGAGGGAGCGUGAGGAGGUUUGGUCCCACCACCUGUGUUUCCAUGCAGAGGUCAUUAGUGUUACGUCUUUAUUGCUCUGAGUUCAUGCUGCUUGCAAGCAGGUUGCAAAAUAGCAGCGGGAUGAGAUUUUUCCCCUCCUCCCUUCCUGACCCUCAAACCGCACCAAGUCCAGCAGUAAUCCAAGCAGAUGUUUUAUAUUUGCUCUGCAUUCUGAACGCAGACUGUACUUAUUUUUUCCCUUUUCCUUUUACCUUAAUUGCGUUGCUGUGAGAACAAAUAACUUUUUCCUAGUACAGCAUAUCUGAUUGCUUGACAUACCACAGCCUGACUGUUCCAUGCUUUCUAGAGAAAAGCAAGAGACAACACCCAGUGCCUUUGCUUUCACACAAGGACCUUAGAAAUGAGGGGAGGCUCCAUGGCAUCAGGUUCAUGGCAUAUCCUGCCCUCUUCUCUGCAGGGUAGUGGGAAUUUAAUUAUCCAGACAGUUGACAUAUGUAAACUUAUACAAAUGACAGCAGUGCGUUUUAUAAUUCUGACGAUUCUGUCUUCAGGAGUUCUGCAGUGAUGUUUCACUUUUUUCUUCCCUUGGCAUGUGUUUGGGAACUGUUGAACCACUGAUUGAUCACCUGAGGCGAGCACUGAGUCAGCCAUGGAGCACAGGUGAAGGCAAUUCAGCUGUGUGAUGGAAGGGGUGGAGCCUGGCUGCACCUCUCCUAGACCCCAUUUAAGGGCUGACUGGCACUGGGGAAGGGUCUGUUUCUGGAGAUCACUUUCUUCGGAGUUUUUUCUGUGGGCCUAGGACACGGGUGAGCAUUUUCAUUUAUUUUUUAUUAUCCCCUUUCCACUGUGAUAGUCCUUCUAGUUACAUGACCUGUAAAAUGCUAACUGUGCCACUCUGCUAAUUGUACUUGUUGAUUGUGCAGCAUGUAAGCGGGCUGUGGAAACCAGGAGUUGAGCACAGAGCAGUCCCACACAGGUCUGCAUCAGGUGCAAUUCACUGAACAUCUUUGACAGAUAAACUUUGAUAUUAAUCUAGAAGAUAUUGCCAAGUUAGUAGGAAUCAUGCUUGUUUAAAUAGGAACUCAGACUGACUUGCAGUGAGAAGUACUUCGUUUCAAAUGGUAUUGUAUCCCCGUUCAUUUUGUUUUAACUGAACUGCUCAGAAAUAUUUAAACAAAGAGCAAAAUCUUAGCAACUACAACAGGAUUCAGAGGACACUGUGUCAAAUUGAAGGGGAGAGGGAUUUGCAUUUCCAAAAAAAAAAAAAAAAGGCAAGGAAAAUGAUGCAGCUGCAGGGCCACUGCCAUCUAGCGAGGCGCAGCUGUGUGCUGCACAGCAGGACUGGGGGGCUGAGGGCAGCCAUGGCUGCUUUCUCUCCCUCCACCCAACUGAAGGUCAGGGAAUGGCAUCCAGAGGUUACUGACAGUACUGACACAUUUAUUUCCUUUUUUUUGUUGUUGUCGUUGUUUUUUCUUGGUUUUAUUUUGUUUGUUGUUUUGUUGGUUUUUUUUACUACAACAUGUAAAGGGAUUUUUUUUUAAUUCUCUUAAGGAAUACUUCACCUGUACAUCAUGUAUGAAAUAGGGAUGUGAAUGUUAUAUACUCUUCUUUAUCAAAUGUUUCAAGCACUUAACUUGCUUUGUAAACAGUGUUUGGGGGCUUUUUGUUCUUAUUGUUUUAUAUAAAUCAAAUGUUUAUUGCUGCAAAUAAAAUAACACCGACUCAAA